This is a messenger RNA of Saprolegnia parasitica CBS 223.65, 1125 nucleotides long. RefSeq lists its product as hypothetical. Gene Ontology annotation, biological process: protein folding. The transcript is spliced from 7 exons. Bases 1 to 1125 code for a protein of 374 amino acids. The record is from RefSeq and is a predicted model, not a curated record. Lineage: Eukaryota; Oomycota; Saprolegniomycetes; Saprolegniales; Saprolegniaceae. Gene Ontology annotation, molecular function: protein disulfide isomerase activity. Gene Ontology annotation, cellular component: endoplasmic reticulum.
AUGGCCUUGGUGGGCAUGGCCGACGCAUGCGACGCAUGCAAUGGCGGCGCCGAGGUGCUAACCGCCGACAACUUUGAUGCGCGCACGGCUGACGGUGUGUGGCUCAUCAAGUUCUACGCGCCGUGGUGCGGCCAUUGCAAGUCGCUGGCGCCGACCUUUGACAAGCUCCCGUCGGAUGCGGCGAUCCAGGGCAAGGACAUUCACAUUGGCAAGAUUGACUGCACCGUGCACAAGACCGUGUGCAUGCGCUUCGAGGUCAAGUCGUACCCGACGAUCAAGGCGAUCGCAAACAAGCACUCGUUCGACUACAUGGGUCAACGCGACAGCCAGCACUUUGUGGACUUUGUCACGGGCGGCUACAAGAGCGUCGGCGGCGAAGAGAUCUUGUCCCAGAGCCAAUUCGAAGCGCGCCAUAUCCAAAUGGAAAAGGAAAUGGCCGACGCCGAGAAGAACAGCCUCGUCGUGUCGCUCUCGACCACGUCGUUUGACGAACUCGUGCACGACAAGUCGGAGCCGUGGCUCCUCAAGUUUUACGCGCCGUGGUGCGGCCACUGCAAGCGCCUCGCGCCCAUGUGGGACAAGCUCAGCGCGACGCUCAAGGAGAGUGGCAGCACGGCCCAAGUGGGCAAGAUCGACUGCACCAAGUACCGCCGCGUCUGCUCGCGUUUUAGCGUCAACGGGUACCCGACGCUCUUCUUCAUCAAGAACGGCCAAGUGUAUAAGUACGAAGGCGCGCGCACGCUCGAGGGUUUUACGGCGUUUAUCGCGUCGGGCUACAGCAAGGCCGAGACGAUCGGGGCCAUUCCCGACGAGUCGCUCGCGGGGCAGCUCGUCGACGGUCUCCUCGAGUGGGCGGCCGAGCACACGCUCUGGGCCGUCCUCGCGGGCAUCAUCGCGCUCGCCAUCAUUGUCGCGAUCCUCGUCGCACUCCUCGACUACUGCAUGGGCGACGAAGAGUACCCGGUCUCGCACCAAGACCGGCUGCGCGAGGCCGAAGCGCUCCUCAAGGAACGCCAACAAGGCGGCGGCAACGACGACGACGACGACGAGGAUGCGAGCGGCGACGACAGCGACGACGGCGAGGCCAAGGGCAAGCGCGUCGACGGUGUCAACAAGGCCAACUAG